GGAAGAGCUCGAAUCGGAUGCCGAAGUUGUGCUGUUUCUUUUUGAUAGUAUCAGUUUCUUGAACAUCCUUGUAUGACAGAACAGAGUCCAAUGGCAAGCAAUUUUUUGGUGUUCAUAUGAAAUUUCUGCAGUCUGAAGUGAUAAAUAAUGAAGAAUUCACUCCAAAGGAAAAGAACCUCCACCUCAACUUUAACUAAAGCCAACAUACUUCCACAUGCUGCUCAAAUCAACACCAGGCCAGUGUGUUUGUCUCAAAUGAGCAGUGUUUUCAAUAGUGUGCCACUACUAUUUGGAACAGCACAAGCUUUCCUAUUGAGACUAGCACAACUUGAAGCUCAGUUGGUUUUGAACCUGAUUAGUAAUGUUGCAGCUGUAAAUAAUAGCAGUUAUGGGAACCCCCUUGUUCCUUUAAAUCUCUUACAGCCUGUUGGCAUUCAAAGAGCCACAUUUUUGAGCAUGUACCAGCACCCAGGGGGUUUUAAAAACAUGGAUUCCAUACCUCACAUGAUUAGCCACCCCUCAACAUCUGUCACAGACAUUAAUUCAGUAAUUUCCUAUAAGGAGAGUGGUGCCCUUCUAGCAAAAGAGAUCAUUCAGGAGAAAGCUCUAGGUCCCAUCAUGAAUAACACAACGUUGCCACUGCAAGCAUCUGAGGAAGCUCUUGUUAGAUCCAGUCACAACCAUCUUGGCAAACAUUUCACCUUCAAACCAGACGUGGACUGUUCUCAAUAUCAGUCAAUGAUAGCCAAAGCAAUGAUGCCUCCUGACAGACCUCAAACCGAAGAAGCAGAGCCAAAGCAACAAACAAUGCUGUAUUUUCCAACAGACAACCUGAACAAAGCUUUGACCAGCCUUGGCCUUUCUCUUGAGGAUCUAGAAUUACUCAGCCAUUGCCCAGACAACCAGUUAACAACAGAGAAUCUCCCCUUCAUUAUACAAGACAUUCAACAGCACAAAGGAACAAAGGACAUUAAAUAUGGCCAUGCUACAUGGAACUCAUCUGAUCAAGUGGAAUCAUCCAGGGGGUCAUCAUACGCUCAUGGGGAACAGAGGAAUCAAAGGAUUAUUAACGGUGAAUGGCAAGAAUCCCAUUCCCAUAGAUCCCUCAGCCCUGAAAAAUGCUGCCCAUCUGAACUCAUUCAUGAGCACUUCUCGACCCAGUCUAAAACACUGAAAAGAAUAAGACAUUCAUCAGGAAGAGGCUCAAAUUCCUUCCUAAAGAGGCUGCAACAUGGGUCUGCUGAGGUCACCAGGUGGAGGAGGCCUGGUUCAGUCUAUUUUCCCCCUCACUCAAAAUGCAGCACAAGAUCUACCACUUACAAUGGCAUGAAAAAAGGUCAUCAACAAUCUUCAUUUCCAGUCAAAUCUGCAAAAUCUGAAGUAACCACUGAUUCCAUGAACAUUCAGAUGCCAGUAACUAAGAUGACUGCAAAAACAUCAGCACAGACUAAGGGUGUGAUUCGUGUGUCUGGAAUCCCUCUUGAUUACUCUGAGAGUGAACUCAUCAAAAUGGCAUCUCCCUUUGGUCACCCUGUUGAGGUAUUAAUGGCAACUGAGGUUGACACAACAACCUGUCUAGAAUGGAAGAAGGCUUUACUGAUGUUUCCAACUGAAUUCUCAGCCCAGGAGAUGGUGAAGGUUUACUCUGCUAUCCCAGUUCACAUGAGGCAGCAAAGUUUAGAGCUGGUGUCCCAAAUGGUUGACUUUAGUUCACCUGUGUCAGUGUUUCAUGCUUUUGUGGGACCAUCAUUAUCAAAUGCAAGUAUCACUUGUUCUGGAGCCAUUUCAAAUAUUCAAUCUUUUAAAAAUAAUAAUUAA
Molecule: messenger RNA, 1818 nt
Organism: Sinocyclocheilus grahami
Lineage: Eukaryota; Metazoa; Chordata; Actinopteri; Cypriniformes; Cyprinidae
Exons: 9
Coding region: 148-1818 (556 amino acids)
Molecular function (GO): nucleic acid binding
Source: RefSeq, a predicted model, not a curated record